AUGAAUGUUAAAACUCGAAGGAAAAAAGUCAAAUGCCCCAAUGGAUAUACUGGGACAGGAUGUGUAUUACAAUGUGAAUACCCUAGCUAUGGAGAAAGAUGUCAGUAUGAGUGUAGAUGUGAAUCUGCAUUAUGUGAUCCAGCCAAUGGAUGCUACGUUUUAACAACAGAAUAUAGCUUAAUUCUUGAGGAUCAGAGAUCCACAGUGAAUUUUCAACAGUACACUACACUAAAAAAUCUAUAUGAAUAUCAAUCUAUCACAAGUUCACAAAUGAACAUUAGCAUUCACCCUCAAUUGGUCGCUGGAUCCUACCAAGCUGUUUUAAUUGCCAGUGUAUCUUCAAUCGUGUUGUUUGCUUUCGUAGUAAGUGUUUUAAUAUGCCUUCGAAAUGUCAAACUACAAAACUGGAUGACAACAAAUACUGCUAAUACACAUGAAUCAGGUAUCGCAACAGUUGAAGAGGGUUUAAGGAAUAUGCAAGAAGAAAACAGACAUUUAAAUUCAUUCGAAUCUCAAGAUUUUCCAUUUGUGAAUGAACAAGUUUCUUCUUUGUAUGAAGAAAUAAAAGAAAAUUCCCCUGGACAUGAAAAGAAAGCUGAACAUAUUUACUUACCCAUUUCAGAAAAUGAAGAACUGAACGAUGACCGAGUUAAUGAUAACGAUAUGGAUAGUUACAUAUCACCAGUGAAUGUACUGGUAGACCACAAGCGACAUAUUACUGGUUCAAAACUAUAUGAGGGUGGAUAUAUAACACCUAUAUAA
Molecule: messenger RNA, 762 nt
Organism: Saccostrea cuccullata (small rock oyster)
Lineage: Eukaryota; Metazoa; Mollusca; Bivalvia; Ostreida; Ostreidae
Exons: 3
Coding region: 1-762 (253 amino acids)
Source: RefSeq, a predicted model, not a curated record